Molecule: messenger RNA, 863 nt
Organism: Cladocopium goreaui
Lineage: Eukaryota; Dinophyceae; Suessiales; Symbiodiniaceae
Source: the annotation of a GenBank genome assembly
AUGAAGAGGACCCCAGAAGAUGUGCAAAGGAAUGUCACGGUUGCAGAUGUAUGGACGUUGGAAGGCGAGCAUAUUCCGAGUUACAUGGUUCGAGGUGGAUUUCUUUCCCAUGUUGAGGAGUAUCAGGAUGCCAUGGCGGACAUUUUGUCCGUGGCUUCGGCCAAGCAGAAGCACGACCAGCUCAGCGAGAUCCAAGAAACGCUCGGCGCAGAGCUGUCGGAGCUGUCGAAGCUAUCGGAGCUGAAGCAGGUGGACGAGCCGAAAACGCACAGUUCAGCUCCCUGGCUGGCGCUGCUGCUAAUUCUCCUGGUCUUUGCCAUCAUGGGAUUGGCCGUGUGGCGCCUGAGCCGACCAACGCCGAAAAAAACGAAACGAAAGGAGAAAGGUGAGAAGGCCGCGUAGACGUUGUAAUAUUUUGUGAUGCAAGAUCUCAAGAAGAAAAACACCUGGAUCAUCAGCAUGCUGAGCAAAUGGACAUGGGACCCUGCGGCUUUGCGAACAGUCGGGUGCUCACUUGGAUGCAGGGUAAACUUAGCGAAAUCAGAUUUGCCAUUUAGUUAUAUUCAGUUGCAUUUUAGCGGCCAAUCGACCAAUAAACUCAAUAAACACAUUCUGAAAGCUCAUUGAUCAGUGAUUCAACUUCCCUUGCCGCUGAGGUCAGACACGGUGAGUCGUGACAGUCGUGACAGUCGUGACAGUCGUGACAGUCGUGACAGUCGUGACAGUCGUGACAGUCGUGACAGUCGUGACAGUCGUCACCAUCAACCUUCAGCCGUGGACACAGCUGGUGAAGGAGGACGAGAUCGAGAUCUCUGAUGCCGGGGCUCAACCUCUCGAUACCACCCGAAAAUCAGGGCAGAAAA